Messenger RNA from Botrytis byssoidea, 2180 nucleotides. RefSeq lists its product as uncharacterized. Gene Ontology annotation, molecular function: GDP phosphatase activity; UDP phosphatase activity. Gene Ontology annotation, biological process: protein N-linked glycosylation; nucleoside diphosphate catabolic process. NCBI's taxonomy places the organism in Eukaryota, Fungi, Ascomycota, Leotiomycetes, Helotiales, Sclerotiniaceae. Gene Ontology annotation, cellular component: Golgi apparatus; membrane. The record is from RefSeq and is a predicted model, not a curated record. The transcript is spliced from 3 exons. The coding region runs from base 284 to 1981 and encodes 565 amino acids.
GCACUCAAAUCCAAUGCAAGGAUAGAAGGCAAAACGUCCCCUAUUUCUCAUUUCCAUUUUCUGCCCUUACUUAAAUUUAUUCUUAUGAAAUUAAAAAGGGAACAGCUUUGUUCUUUUCUCAUUCCCUAAAAGUAUACCUAAGUAAUAGGAUCUGGAACUUCACCAAUCCUUUCUCUUACCAGACUUUUCACUCGCUUUUUUUUAGUUUAUAUUUACUUGGCUUGAGUUGGUAAUUAGUCUAGGUGGUUAGUUCUACUUAUCAUUCAUAGUCGCUCUUUCGCAGAUGCGACGUACUUCUGUCUCUCUCCCAUCGAAGAGUACAUCACACGACCCUCACGAGAAGCUUGCAAGAUAUAGUAAUUCGGGCGCAAACGAAAGCGCCGCUUCCAAACUGGAGAAAUCAAAGAACGCUAGAAUGACCCAAAGUCAGCGGUCCAGAUACUUGAAGACAGGAGGAAUCCUGCUCUUCGUAGUCUUCCUGUUCUAUUAUCUGUCUCCAAGCGGUACGCAGGUACCAAGCACUGUUGGCGGUGCUGUCGAAGGUGCUGUCCAAGGUGCUGUCGAUACAGUUAAGAGUGGUAGUAAUGAUGGACAAUCUCCAUCUGAUUCGACUUAUGGGACAACGAAGUGCUCGAAAUCCUACAGCAAGUCGAAGCCGAUUGUUCAAUAUGCCAUCAUGAUUGAUGCUGGAAGUACCGGAUCUCGAGUUCACGUAUACAAAUUUAAUAACUGCGGCCCUACACCAGAGUUGGAGUCUGAGGAGUUCAAAAUGACUGAAAAGAAAGAGGGCGGCUCCGGAUUGAGUUCUUAUGGAUCUGAUGCUGAAGGUGCUGCAAAGAGUCUCGAUAUGCUUAUGGAUGUUGCAGUGAAAACUGUCCCCGAUGCACUUAAGUCUUGUACUCCUGUGGCUGUCAAAGCUACUGCUGGUUUAAGAAAACUUGGCCCGGAAUUGAGCAACAAUAUUCUCAAGGCUGUUCGUACCAGAUUGGAGACUGUCUAUCCUUUCGCGGUUGUAUCCGACGAAAAGGGUGGAGUCCAAGUUAUGGAUGGUACUGAUGAGGGUGUCUACGCUUGGAUCACAACCAACUUCUUACUUGGUAACAUUGGAGGUCCAGCUCCUGGAGAUACUGCAGCAGUUUUCGAUCUUGGUGGAGGUUCGACCCAAGUUGUCUUUGAACCAAAGUUCAAACUACCCGAGAAGAUGGCGGAAGGUGACCAUAAAUACAAGCUUACAUUUGGCGGAAGAGAUUUUGAGCUAUACCAGCAUUCUCAUUUGGGAUAUGGUCUAAUGGCAGCCCGUGAAACAAUUCACAAGACUCUCAUCGAUGAUAUUCACGCAGCCAAUCCUUCAGACCUCUCCUGGACCGCAUCGCCAAUCAUCAAUCCUUGUAUUGCACCAGGCAUGAACCGUUCAGUUGAUAUUGCAUUUGAUGAGAAACAUCCUCUUCGUGCUAAGUUGGGUGAGAAGAACGAAUUCGUCAUGAAAGGUCCUUCUUCCCCAUCACCAGCUCAAUGCCGCAAACUCGCAGAGAAGAUGUUGUAUAAAGAAGCCGAAUGUAAAGUUGCACCUUGCUCUUUCAAUGGUGUGCAUCAGCCUUCCCUUGAAAAGACUUUCCAACAUGAGGACGUCUACACCUUCUCAUACUUCUUCGACCGUACCGAUCCUCUCGGAAUGCCAGAAUCCUUCACUCUACGAGAGAUGCACGAUCUUACCAGCCAAGUUUGUGGCGGCGAAUCUCACUGGGACAUGUUUACUAGUAUCCCUGAUGCCAUAAAGGAGCUGAGAGAUAGACCCGAAUGGUGUCUUGAUUUGAACUUCAUGAUGGCUUUGUUGCACACUGGUUAUGAAAUGCCAAUUGACAGAGAGGUCAAGAUUGCAAAGAAGCUCAAGGGCAAUGAGCUUGGAUGGUGUCUCGGUGCUAGUCUUCCGUUACUUGAGGCUGGCUCCGGAUGGAAAUGCCGUGUCAAGGAAAUCUCAUAGAUGAUCAUGUAAUGAGCCUCGAGAUAUGUAUGAUUCAUGGAUGAUUGGCGUAAUGCGGGGAUCGACUUUGAAAGAUCAUUUAAAACUUAGAGGUAUCGAAGCUGUUUUCUUCCAGUGGCUUUGAUCAAGUAAAUAAUUCAUGACCAUUUUAUUCUUCACCCAUAUAUACGAGUCAUCUUACCUUUUAGGACUUAUCUUU